This is a messenger RNA of Anthonomus grandis grandis, 13393 nucleotides long. RefSeq lists its product as uncharacterized. The record is from RefSeq and is a predicted model, not a curated record. Bases 158 to 8491 code for a protein of 2777 amino acids. Gene Ontology annotation, molecular function: protein binding. The transcript has 4 exons. Lineage: Eukaryota; Metazoa; Arthropoda; Insecta; Coleoptera; Curculionidae.
GAAAAUCACUUAAUAAGCGGAAUAUUCAUAAAAUACCUUGUGAAGAACUUUUUUUUUAUUUGGGUUAGUUAAUCUGUAAACUUGUUAAUGAAAAGUAGUGUCUGUGUGUCAAAUUUAUAUUUGUGCCCUGUCUUAUAUUUAGAGAAAUAUACAAGAUAUGGCGGAUCCAGAUUUGGAAACUUUUCUAGAAAGGAUGAAUAGCGGGAUCAGCAGUAAACAGUUGAUUGCAAUAGAGAAACUCUGCAUUUCUCUACUAACCGUUAACAAGGAACAAUGUUUCGAAAGUUACCCUCCGGGAAUAUGUAUACCAGCUUUGUGUAGGAUAUUUCUGGAUAAACAGACAUCUGAACAUAUUCUUGAAGUAGUAGCCAGUGCAAUAUCUUACUAUGUGAACUUAUCGGACGAAUGUAUCAAAGAAAUAAUGACAAUUAAUGGAGCAAUCAAAGCUAUCUGCAACCGUUUGGUUAACGAAGAACUCGUCGGUACGACCAGUAAAAAUCUUGCAGGGCAAUGCGUUAAAUUUUUAGAAUUAAUUUGUAUAAAAGAUGCAGAGGUAGUCUUAAACGCGGGAGGACUGAGUUUUAUCUUAUUAUUUAUGAGAGACCAAGGGAACCUAGUGCAAAAGGAUACCUUAAUUUCUGUCAUGGCUAUCAUCUCUCAUCUGUGCACAAAAAUGGAACAGACCGAUGUACAACUACUAGAUUGUGUUAAGGUUCUAAGUCCCCUUUUAGAACAUGAAGAUUAUCAUGUGGCAGACGAGGCUUUAAGAUGUUUUGUUCUGAUUGAAGAGAAAUUUACUAAAACGGAUGUCAGAUCUAUCCAAUUAAAUAAGUAUGGUGAAGAAUUACUACAUUGGGCUCUAAACCUGGAGUGGAACUGGAAGAAUAUGUUGAAUGAUACAGAGCACAAAGAUGAUACAAAAGAGAGGACUGAUUUGCGGCGUUUCAUUAACAUUCUAAUCGUGAUGACUGCCGAAGAAUGCCAACAUUUUCUCCAAUUCAUAACCAGUUACAGGUCAUCGCUACCAGGAGACUUAAGGAACUUGGACUCCCUCUUAUGUAUUGUAAGGAAAGUGGAUGCGGACCGAUCACAUUUUAAUCCUGAUUCAAUUAAUACUGAUACAAAUACUUCUCGAAGAGGUUUUAUUAAUGACACCUCUACACAACAGGUUAGCUCUUCUCACAGUUCGCAAAAUACAAACCAACAAUUUUAUAAAUCAAAAGUGAAAUCAUCGAUAGAAAAUAAAAAGAUCCACAUCGCAAGAACAAAAUUCGAAAAAUUGUUUAAUCAAAUACCAGAGGCAAUAUCGGAGGGUAAUGUCGAUACUUUAAAAAAAUUUAAUUAUUAUAUAAGUAAUACAGAAAAAGAAGUGACUUAUACUAAUUUAACCAACUCUGAUGUUAAUAUUACCAAUUUACUUAUCUUAGCUUGUAAACAUAAUCGUGUGAAUACUUUAGAAUACCUAUUUGACAGCAAUUUAGUAGAAACCUUGUCUGAUAUUACAGGGAUGGCUGUAUUGCCAGAUGAUCAUGAUGAAACAUGUCAUAAUGCGUUUUAUUAUGCCAUACGUUCAAACAAUCUUAAGCUUCUUGAUACACUUAUUGAUAAAUGGCCAGGAAACUAUUUUGCUAACCAUUUAAAUGAAUUAGAUGAAAUUCUUUCAGGCGCUUAUGACGAAUUGAAAAUAAAAAACGUUUCAUUAAUAGAAGACAUGGAAAUUUUCGUUCAAGAUAAGUUAAUAAACCUUCGUUUUUUUUCUGAUGCUUCAACAGAAGGUCAGAAUGUUACUAAAAGUUCUUUAAAUAAUAUUAAGGACCGAAUUGAGUUAGUACUUCAAAAUAUAAAUUCCCUUAAGACAAAACACCUGAAAAGUAUAGAAAAGUUUUUGUUUAUAGUAAAAUUUAUUGCUCAAAAUAUUCACAUAUUAAAACGGCAGUUAAAGUCAACCUAUGAUAGGAUACCCUGGGAAGAAAUGGAGUUUUGUUUGAUUGGAUUUGUUUCUUCUUAUAAAAAACAACAAGAAAUUAAUCUAUUCUAUAAUGCCACAUUGAAUAAAAAUAGAAUAAUAAGUCACUUAGAAAAUUUUGCAAUAUUGCUUCAAAAAGCAAAAGAUCGAAUAGACGCUUCAAGCAACGAUAAAAUUCAAGUAAGAAAAUUGGCUGAGCUUCCAAAACUAAAACGUGAUAAAGUUGUUGCAUAUAUCAUUAGCACUUAUCCUCAAUUGGAAGAAUUAUAUAAAGAUUAUCAACAGAUUAGAGAUAUCCAUUCUUUAGAGAAAAUAAGGGAUUAUAUAAAACUGGCAUUAUUAAUUAAUCCUAAACAAUCAGAAGACCAAUUAAUUUUUACAAGAGUAUUGCAGAUGAUUGGGGAAUAUUUAAAAAACACUCUAGAGUCCCCUAAAUUAUCUUCCACUAUAAGCGAGCUUCUUCUGCUAUCGCUACCAAGGAAUACAAGACAAGUCAUUAUAGAUUUACGUAAUGCAUUGUCACACGCUUACUCUCUCUCCAGUAGAAUACAGUUUGAGAAAAAUACGGAUGAUAAGUUUUUUACUGGCAUUCAAAAUGAUAUUGAAAAAAUUGAUAGUGCAAUUACUGAAAUACUUUAUAACAACAAAAUAAAAAUAAUCAUAACAUUGCUAAAAAAAAUAUCCAAUAGUCAAAAUUUAGAAGAUGUAAAAGAAUUAAGUCGUAUAUUUAGUAGUAUUAAUUAUUAUUCACUUGAUAAAUCACUCGAGAGUUUUAAAAUCGAAGAUCAUAAUAAGAUAAAAUUGCUUAUCGAAAAAUUGAAUAAUGUAAUAAAAGAUAAAACGAAUUAUGAAAAGGAGCUGUUUAAUAAAAUAAAUUAUAUAAUUAGUGUUAAUGAAACUAAAUCAGCAAAUAUAGAAUCUGAUUUUGUUGCAACAGUUUUACACUUAGGGGCCUUCGGUAACACUUUAAACGAUAUUGCGAUCAAUCCUAAUAUUAUUCGAGGAAUACAAUUUGGUGCAAGUAAACAGUUAGAAAUUAUAACUGCCCAAAUAGAAUAUCCUAAUCUUAAGGAUAUUAUCGAACUAAUAAUUAAAAUUUCUGAUAGUGCUAUUUCAAGAAUACAUGAUAAUAGCAUUGAUGAAUUAUAUAGAUUAAGAAGUCAGAUCUUUCGCAUUGCUGAACUUAAAACAGGUGAUCUUAAAUGGGUGGUAGAAUUAAGAGACAAAUUGAAAGUCAAGCGUUCAUUUAUACCUAAAGAAAAGCCGGCCUAUAAAAUAACAGGAAACUUAUAUGGUACCCACCUAAAAUUGAAGUUGUCCAAAUUGGAAAAUAUUUUAAGGAAUUACGUAUCAAGUGACGACCUAAUUAAAAACUAUUCGAAUUACAAAACAAAUAAAAAGCUACAAGCUUUAGUAGAAAUGCUUGUUCUGGAUAUAAUGUCACUUUUAGAAAGAUCAGAGAUGCAUUUAGAAAACAAUAUUCUCUUCUUAGAUGAAAACAGUCCUUUGUUAACUGGAAAAUGUUUGCGGAAUCAUUUGGCGCAUGAUAAUUUCUUCGUUGAAAUAUUGUUAUCUGAUCCUUCAAUAGCAAUUCUUUUGAAUGCUAAAAAACUUAUUUCUAAAAAUAUAAUAGAAAGUAAUAAGAAAAUUGGAAAAUUUAUAAUGGAUGAUCCAUCUAAGCUAAAUGCUAAAUACAAUCAGAGCCUCGUGUAUAUAAAUAAUCAAGAAAAAAUGUUUGCUGCAUUAGAAGAAGGAAUAAAUUUUGAAGACCUAAUGAAUUAUUUUAGAAAAGGGACAGACAUAAAUGCUAGGAGCAUUAACUUAUCGACCGCAUUACACUUUGCUGCUCGUGGUGGUAAUAUUGAAGUUAUUAAAUUUAUCAUUGAUCAAAAAAUAAGCGCGAAUGCUAAAGAUGUAAAUAGUCGGAGCCCUCUUCAUAUUGCUGCUGCAUAUGGAAGAGAAAAUAUAAUAGAUUUUUUUUUAGGUGAAACAGAUUUAUACGUUGAUGACUUAGAUUGUAAUAAUAAAACGCCUUUACAUAUUGCAGCUGAAAAUGGUCAAAAAGAAGCUGUAGAAAUUUUACUUAAGUAUAAUGCUAAUACUAAUACAACAGAUUUGGCUGGUUUUGCUCCUGUACAUCUUGCAGUAAAAAACAAUCAUAUUGAUGUUGUUAAAAUUCUUCUAAAAAAAGAAUCAGAUGUUGACAUUAACGAAGUUAUGGGUGGUUUUACAUCACUACAUUUAGCGGCAGAAAAUGGACAUUUAGAAAUAGUUAACUUCUUAUUGAAAAACGGGGCAAAUGUUAACGCAAAGACCGAUAGAGGAGGAACGCCAUUGCAUCUUGCAGCACUAAAUGGUCACCUAGAAGUUGUUAAAGCAUUAAUUUUCAGAAGUGCCAAUAUCAACUCCAGAGUAUUAGAUGGUUGUACACCAUUACACUAUGCAAUUGAAACUGGACGUGAAGAAAUAGCUAAUAUUUUAUUAGAGUAUGGGGCUGAUGUUAGUGUUGCUGACAAAACUUAUAAUAACACACCUUUGCAUUAUGCAGCAAAAGAUGGUCACGAGAAUAUCGUUAAUGCGUUAUUAAAAAAUAAGGCGAAUGCUCGAGUUGCCACUGUUGCGGGUAUAACUCCACUACAUUUUGCAGUGCAGGGUAACCAUUUGAAAAUUGUUGCUACUUUACUCGAACAUGGGGCUAACAUUCAUGCAAGAGAUAUAAAUCAUGCUACACCAUUACUUCAUGCGGUUGAGAGCGGUCACAAAGCAGUUGCCGAACUUUUAAUAAAAUAUGGAGCAGAAAUUAAUGACAAAAAUAUUUUGAAUAACACUCCGUUGCAUGUAGCUGCUUCAUGGGGUCACAAAGAUGUUAUUGAACUUUUAAUACAACAUAAUGCUAAUGUUAAAGCUGAAGACAUUAAAGGUUAUACACCAUUGCAUGCAGCGGCAAGGAAAGGAAAUAAAGAUAUUAUCGACCUUCUAAUACAAAAUAAAGCAGAUGUUAAUGCGAGAACUACACUUGGUAUAACUCCAUUAGUUCUUGCUGCUGGAAAUGGAUGUAAAGACGCUGUGGCUAUUCUACUUAAAAGUAAAGCCGAAAUCAAUGGUGGAGUUAGUUAUGGUUUUACCACUUUAGAAGCUGCUAUUUUAGGUGGUAAUAAAGAUAUCGUAGCCUUUUUAAUACAAAAUAACGCUGAUAUUAAUGAAGAAAAUAUUGUAACUAAAAGUACCCCAUUACAUCUAGCUGUGGAAACAGGUAAUAAGGAAAUUGUUGAGAUCUUAGUACAAAAUGGAGCGGAUGUUAAUAGUAAGGCUAAAAAUCCAACACCAUUGCUUUCUGCUAUCAAGCAAAAUAAUAAAGAAAUCGUACAAAUUCUAAUAGAAAAUGGGGCAGACGUUAGUGCGGGAGAUAUUUUUGAACCCUUAUCAUUAGCGAUUUUUGCUGGCUGUAGAGAUAUUGUAAACGUUCUCCUAAAACAAAAUGUCGAUAUAAACAUGAAAGGCUUGCAAAAUACUACACCACUACAUUGGGCUGCUAAGGAAGGCUACAAGAAUAUAGUAAUUGAUUUGAUAUCGAGAGGAGCCAUUAUUGAUGCUGUGGCCCUUGAUAAUAUAACACCUUUGUAUCUUGCAGCUAGCGAAGGUCAUGAAGAAGUCGCUAAAAUUUUGAUAGCAAACAAGGCCGACGUUAACUUUGGUAAUCCAUUACAUAUUGCUGCAGGGCAAGGGCACGUUAAUGUUGUUGAAGUUUUAUUAAUCAACGGAGCAGACAUUAAUUCUAAAGAUAUUAAAAACAGAAGAUCGAUAGAAUUAGCAGUUGCACAUGGUCAUUUGCCGGUUGUGGAACUGCUAAUGCAAUAUGGAAAAAUAGAUAUUAAUGCUAAAAGUAAUGAUGAUUCGACCAUGCUGCACAUUGCAUCUCAGAAUAAUGACCUAAGGAUGGUAAAAUAUCUAGUAGAUCAAGGAUCAGAUAUUAAUGCUAAGAAUGCUUUUGGCUCAAAGCCAAUUCAUAUUGCCGCAAGAGAUGGUUUUAAAGCAACUGUUAAGUUUUUCCUAAGUAGGGGAUUAAGUAUUAAUGAGCUUGGUGCAGCAAAACAGACCUUAUUGCACUAUGCUACGAUAAACGGUCAUUUAAAAGUUGUGAAAUAUUUAGUUGCACAAGGUGCUGACGUUAAUGCGAAAGAUAUUAAGGGAUUAACUCCUAUCCAUGUCGCUGCUAACUUUGGUCAUAAAAAUAUUAUUGAAAUUUUGUUAAAGAGUGGCGGAAUCUAUAAUAGCGUCGAUAAACUUUACAGAAGAGCUUUAGAUAUGACUAACAAUAAAGACGUCAUUAGUUUAUUAGCAUCAACUGAGAAAUUAUUUAAUUUUGUCAAACACAAUAGUCCUUUAGAAGUUGAAAAUAUAAUUAAGGCAGGAGCAUUCAUUAAUGCAAAAAAUUCCGAUAAUGUAACACCUCUACAUUAUGCUGCAUGGAAAGGCUAUGACAAAAUCGCCGAAGUAUUAUUAAAAUAUAAUGCAAAUCCUAAUGCGAUCGGUAGCAAGGGUUCUACUCCUGUGCAUUAUGCUGCUAAGUUCUCACAUUUAGUCAUUGUGAAAGCUUUACUGGGCCAUGGUGCAAUAUAUGAUGCGGUUUCUGACAGCGGUAAUACACCAUUAGGUUUCUCUACGGAUAGAGACAUAAUUAGUUUAUUGAAAUUGGUUGACGCGUCCUUUAAAAAAGUUAAAGAAGGUAAUGGACAAGUUAUUAAUGACCUAAAUAAGAUAAAGAAUAUUGAUACAGUAAAAGCAGUAAUGAAAGCUCGUAAUAAGGAUAACGAAACGUUAGUAGUUGUUGCAAUACAAAAUAACUUUUCAAAAGUGAAACAAUUAAAAGAGAUUUGGCAAAGUGGCAUAGCCGCUCAAAUUUUUACAGCCUUAGAGCUUCUAAAUCAAGGCAAUUACGCCAAAGCUUUAAGUAUUUUGGAAUUAGCAUUUGAGAGGAGAAAAGAAAUACUGGGACCCGAUAAUCCUGGAACUUUAGAUAUCCAAACAAAUAUAGCCAAAGUCCUAUACAAGCAAGGAAAUUAUCAAGAAGCUCUGAAUAUUCUUGAACAGAUUCUUCAAAAGCAAAAAGAAAUAUUAGGCUUAAAUAAUAAGGAUGCUUUGUAUACUAGAAGUAUGAUUGCUUUAGUGCUGCAUAGACAGGGAAAAAAUAAAGAAGCGUUUGAGAAUUAUCAAAAGAUAUUUGAGAAACAAAGGGAAAUAUUGGGGCCAGAUCACUCAGAUACCUUAGUCACGCAAUUUCACAUGGCAUUAGUAUUAGACGCUCUAGAAAAUUAUGAAGAGGCGUUAAAGAUAAAUCAAACAGUUUUUGAAAAGAGAAAAGAGUCAUUAGGCAUAUAUAAUCCAACUACUUUAUCCGCCCAAAAUAAUAUAGCAAUGGUACUUGCUAAUCAAAAAAAAUAUCAAGAGUCUUUAAAAAUGUAUAAGGAGGUCUACGAAAAAAAGAAAAUUAUUUUAGGAGCUGGUCAUGCUGAUACCUUGAGAACAUUACAUAAUAUGGCUGGGAUACUCCUAAAACAAAAAAAAUAUAGUGAAGCCUUCACAGCUUUCCAAGAAGUUUUAAGUUUUCAGAAAGAAGCUUUGCAACCAUAUCACCCAGACACUUUAAAUACCCAAUAUAAUAUAGGAAACUUACUUUUUGCUCAGGGCAAAUAUAUUAAGGCUCUUAAAUUCUACAAAGAAUGUUUAGAACUAAGAAAAGUUGUUUUUGGACCAAAUCAUCCGAGUGUUUUAGAUAUUUUAAUAAAGGUAAAUGCCAUUAGCCUUAAAGUAAAGCAUGAGGGUAGCAAUAUAUCAGAGAUUCUUCAGCAUCUACAAACAGAUAUUAACACAGCUGCUAGUGAGGGUGAUAUAAAAACUAUUCAACAUCUAUUAAAAGAUGAUGGACUUAAUGUUAAUGAUACUGAUAUUGAUGGAAGAACCACAUUACAUUUCGCUGUUAGCAAUGGACACAUAAAUAUUGUAAAAAUAUUAUUAAAUCAUGGCGCAAAUGUUUGUCAAGCCACCAAUAAAGGUAAUACAGCAUUACAUAUUGCUACUUCCAAACAUUAUAAAGAAAUUGUAGAAGUUUUGCUACAACAUAUGAGCCGUGAUAAACUGCAUGACUUUGUUAAUGCUAAAACUACAUCUAGUGGCGUUACAUCGCUUCAUGUAGCAGCUAAAAGUGGCUUUUUAGAUUUUGUAGAAUUGUUAUUAAGACAUGGUGCAAUUUAUAACAUUAAAAACAAAGAGGGUAAAAUGCCUAUUGAUUUGUGUACAGACCAAAGGGUUAUUAAGUUACUGAAAUUAAUAGAGGAAAUGUUUGAAGGUGUAAAAACCGGUAAUGCUGAAGUUAUCAACAAACUAGGAUCAGUAAAUUCUAAGAAGUUUUUAGCUCUAACAAAUGCUCGUAAUAAUCAAGGAAAUACAUUAUUGCAGGUUGCUAUAGCUAAAAAACAUAAACAUAUUUCUGGUAAUUUAAUUAAAAUGCUGAAGGUAAAUGAUUAAUAGAUAGAUAAAGAUAUUUUUCAUAUAUCAUAUUUAUUAUACAUGCUUUUCUUUAACUCUGCAUCUGUCGCUAACUCACACCUUAUUGACAGUUAUGACUAUUAUUGAUAGAUUUCUAACAGCAAUGUUUUAUUUCUGAGUGUAAGAUUAAACAUAUAUGUCAAAGGCUUUGCUAUAUAUUCUGCUAGUCCUUGGAUGUAUAUGGAUAUACAUACACAAGAAUUAUCAGGCCUGGUUGAUCUUAUUUUUUUUUAAAUUCCGUUACUUCUCAAAAAUUAAACUCUCUUCUAAAAGAAUGUUUUACUUGUAAACAAUUUUACUUGUAUGUUUUAGUUGUUUUUCAUAAAUAUUCUGAUGACUAAAAGCAUUGGCAAUAAAUUUUGCAUUUGAGUAUACUACUUAUGCUCCCAUAGUAAUAUAAGUCCCAAUUAGAAAAUCAUUUGCCUUCAAAUAGUUAGUAUUUUUAUUGUUCUAUUGUCACUCAAGUUUUAUGCAAUACUACUAAGACCCGGUCACUAUUGCAUAAAAAAAUCAUGAUUUAUAUAAAAAAAGUAAAAAAUUUCAAAUAAUAAUGUAAUGGCCAAAAUCCCAAUCUUCUUUCUUCUUCUUUCAACAGCCUUUUUCAGUCCACUCCUGAACACAGGCCUCACUUGCUAGUUCCCAUGCUUCUUUGUCUUGUGAUGAUGCCAACUCUCUCUUUGUCAUCAUUUAACCAACGUUUUUGUGGUCUACCAACACUUCUCUUAUGCAGUCGUGGUCUCGAUAUGGUCCCUAAAACUUAGUCCUAACGUCAUUCGUUCGAUGGCCCUCUGCGUUUUUUUAAUAAUAUUUCCCAGGUUGACGUAAUAAUUGACUUUUUCUAUGACGUGAUGGCCGAGGCGCAUAACAAUAUUAGGUUCUCACUGCAAAUUUCCGACAAGUUUGAAACAGUUUCCAAACCAUUCUUGAUGCGCAUGCGUAAAAUACUUCUGAUCGAUUUGAAACCGUCUGUGCAAACAUCAAACAUGCGUUGAGUGAAGUCUUGUUCUUGUUCUUAUUGAUGGCUUUGCUGCAAGGCAAUUGCCAGCUCGAUUUGUGUGGGGUCCUUUGUCGUCUGGCUCGGAACCAUUAAGAGAUCUCCCGACUUAUUCUCAGACUAUAAGCCUUGUUCUUUGUAUCUUAUAUAGAAAACAAGAAGAAAAAUAUAUUGAUAUUCUAUGAUCAAUAAACGUUUUAAAUAAAACCUAAAAUGGAGGGCAUUAGUAGAACAACAAAGGCAAGAGAGGAAACAUAAAUAUCACUAAUACAACUAAGGAUUCAGGAAUAUGCGGGAAAUAAGCAGGUUGAGCUUUAAAGUUUGAUUUUAUUUUUAUUUAGGAAAUGCAUGAUUGUUUCUAUAGUUUCGCUACUUGACACAUUAAGUAUAUCAUGGAUGAAUAAUGGUGAUAAUUUCAUUCUUUGAACAAAAAUUUUAUACAUGUCCAUAUUGUCUAUAGAAUUUAAUGGACAUUCAAAUAAGAUGUGAUUUAAGUCAUCAUACCUUCCACAGUCACAUAAAGGAUCAUCUUUGAUAUUUAUUUUAAAUAGAUGUGAGUUAGUGAGACAAUGACCAGUUCGCAUUCUGAUAAUGGUGGUGAUGUGUCUUCUAUCUACAUAUUUAAUAUUGGCAAACCAUCUUUUGUAGGGGAAGUCAAAUUGAAUUUUACUAUAAUUAUAAUGUUUAGUCUCAACUAAAUAUUUCCAUUUGUUUGAAAAGUUAUUUUUUAUUUUAUUUUUGAGUACCUUAAGAAUAUCAUUUAUGUCAAUGAGCAUUUUUCUGGGGACAUUUAGGUUGGAUCCAAUCUUCGCCAAAGUAUCCGCUUCUGAAUUUCCCAGUAUAUUUUCAUGACCCGGUAUCCAGGCAAGCUGGAUGUCAAAGCCCUUUUCAUUGGUUGUACUAAUUAGUUGCUUUGUUAUGAUAAUCCAGCGAUCUAUCCUUGCAGAUAAAAGAUUACUUCUAAGUUUUGUAACUGCGCUCAAUGAAUCCGAAAAGAUGAUAGCUUUCUUUAUUUGUUUUUCUAUUGCAGUUUUUACCGCAUCAUAAAUUGCAAUAAUUUCCGCUUUAUAGAUGUUGAGACAGUCUGGUAACCUUGAUGAGAAUUUAUAAUUUGAACUGGGAAUGAAUAUUCCGAACCCUACUCUAUUACCCUGUUUAGAGGCGUCGGAAAAAAUAAAAGUAUAUCCUUUCUCUUUAAACUUGUUUGAUCUUUCAAUGAAUUUUUGGCUUGUUGAAAUGUCGCCUUUUCUUAUGUUAAGGUUAAUUAAUUUUAGGGGUGUAGUCAAUAUUUUAAAGUUGCAUUCGUAACAUGGAAAGGUUGCUCCUCUACUGAUUAAUUUAAUAUAUGGUCGAAACUUCUGAAGUGCCAGAAUUAAAUAGGGAGUUUUAUCCCGUUGCCAGAAUUCCGGUCUAUGUAUUAGCUUCAUUCUGGUAUAAUUUAAAAGCUGUGUGAUGGGGUGAUUUGUAAUAGUUACGAACUUCGAUAUCAGUUUCAUAGCUAAAAGUUUUCUUCUGUGUUCCAAGUCUAUCAUGGAUGCUUCUGCUAAUAGUGCUGCUCUGGGGGUGGAUUUCAUGCAUCCCAAACAUAUUCGCAAACCCUCAAAGAAUACAACAUCUAACAUGUUAAGUACCGUCCCGUUACAGGGUUUAAUAAAUGUGGAUCCAAAAUCUAGGUGAGAUCUAACUAAUGCAAAAAAGAUUACUAAAAGAGUGGUUGGAUCUGCACCCCGCCAUACUCUACAUAAUGCCCUUAAAACACUGAGUGAUUUUUUGGCUUUGUUGACUAUGUUUUCUAUAUGCAUCUUCCAUUUCAGGUUGUUCUGUAUCCACAUGCCCAAAUAUUUUACUCGGUGUUUAAAGGGGAUAACAACAUUGUUGAUAACAAUUGGUGGAGGGUUAAUAUUGUUCUUUCCCCUAGUAAACCACAUUGCUUCGCAUUUAUUAAUUGAAAGCACUAAGCUAUUUUCGUUUAAAAAUGUAUUUAUCUUUUUAAUAGCAUGAGUAAUUUUAAUAACCAUAAUGGACACAUUUUUUCCUUUUACCAUAAUGACCAAAUCGUCAGCAUAUCCUGUCAACUCAACAUCUUCCAGAUCCAAAAAAAACACUUCUCUAAUAUAGAUGUUGAACAAGAUCGUACUUAAAGGGGAUCCUUGUGGUAAUCCUGUUGUAGUUAAUAUUGGUCCCAAAAAUGACCGACCCGUCAUUGCCCCUACAAUAUAGAAGUCUAUUUUUGAGUAGAUUAAAAAUGGUAUAUGCCAGAUAAUUGGGAGUAUUUAACAUUCGCAGUUUAUUAUAUAGUUUAUAGAUGUUAACAUUAUCAUAGGCUGCUUUAAUAUCCAAGAAAACUGCUAAGGCCGAUUCUGAAGAUUGAAAGGCAUUAAAAACAUAAGAAAUCCCUCUCGAAAUCCUGUCUGUUUAUUUCUAAAUUCUCCUUUCGAAAUCCAGUCUGUUUAUUAGUAAAUUCUACUCUAUGUUCUAACAUCCAAUCUAGGCAAGUCUUGAUCAUGAUUUCCAUGAUUUUAGACCCACAUGAUGCUAGAGUAAUUGGCCUAUAAUUUUCGGGUCGUUUAGGGUCUUUAUUAGGUUUAAGGAAGAAAAUGAUGUGAAAUUGUUUCCAUGAAUCUGGUAAAGGUUCUCCCUGUAAAAUUUUAUUGUAUAUGUUAAGGAGGAUUUGUUUAGCUUUAAAAGAUAACUUAGAAAACAUUUCAUAUGAAAGGUUAUCCAUGCCUGGUGCAGACGAUUUUUUAUUUUUCAAUGCAUAAUGUAAUUCGGUUAGGGUAAAGAAGGAAAUGGUUUCCUUUUGAUUUGGGGGCAUUAAUUGAAAAUUGGGGUCAAUAUUUAUAACCGACAUAUUUCUGAGAAUAGAUCUUUUUAAAUUUAUCUGGAAUAUUCAUUUUGAAUUUAUUUGUUUUAUAGUUAUUAUUAAAAUUUCUUAUUUUAUUCCAGACAUAUUUAAUUUUCGAGGUUCUAUUUAGGGUUCCACAGAAUGUUUUAAAUUUUUCUCUUUUUUUAAUUUUUAGUUUUUUCUUAGUUAGAGCGAUGAUUUUUUUUGCCUUAAUAUAGUUUUCAAUUGUUGGAAGUUGGUUAAAUGUCAAAAUUGCGUUUUUCCUUUCUUCAACCCAGCAUGAACAUUCCCUAUCCCACCAGGGGUUCCCUCUCCUAAUGAUUGAGCCAAUUUGCUUCACUGGAAUGACCUGGUCUGCUACUACAUUGAUGAUGUCAAUUAAUUCAUCAUAUUUUAGAUUAUAGCUUGAAUUACUUAUAGAUAACACAAUCUUGUCAUGGUAUGCAUCCCAGUCGGCUUUAUGAAAAUUCCUAGCAUUAAAUGAAUUUACAAUAUAAUUGUGAGUAAAAUUGUUAUUGUCAUUAUUGACUAUAAGGCAGGUAGGGAAAUGAUCACUAUUACCACAAUCCAUGGUGGUAUACCAAUUGGCCUAUAACGCUAAAUUUGCACUGAUCAUUGUUAAAUCAACAGCACUUGAUAAAUCUUCUGCUAAUUGAAAACGAGUCCUAGAACCAUCAUUCAUGAUCACUAGUUCAUUCUCGAAUACAAAAUCAUUUAUUAUGUUUCCACCUUUAUUGGGAGUACAGUUAUCCCAUAAGGGGUGAUGAGAAUUUAAAUCUCCCAUGAUGAUGGUAUUUUUUGGAUUAUUAUUUAUGAGUUUUUUCAAAAUGUCUUUAAAUUCAGACAGUUGAUAUGUGAGUUACAAUAUAUAUUAGUCUUAUAUUAUAGUUUUUAUUAUUUUUAUAUUAUUAUAGUUCUUAUUUAUAUAGUUUUAUUUGAUUUUAAUGUGAGGUUUUUUUCAGUAUUAUAAUUAUUAAAUAUAUAAUGUUUUACUUAUUAACCGAUGAUGAAAUGUUGAAUAAACAUAUUAGUAUUAUAGGUA